Messenger RNA from Culex pipiens pallens (northern house mosquito), 4812 nucleotides. Its product is annotated as ATP-citrate synthase-like. Gene Ontology annotation, cellular component: cytosol. The record is from RefSeq and is a predicted model, not a curated record. Gene Ontology annotation, biological process: fatty acid biosynthetic process; acetyl-CoA biosynthetic process; tricarboxylic acid cycle. The transcript is spliced from 12 exons. Gene Ontology annotation, molecular function: ATP citrate synthase activity. Lineage: Eukaryota; Metazoa; Arthropoda; Insecta; Diptera; Culicidae. The coding region runs from base 336 to 3716 and encodes 1126 amino acids.
CUCCAUUUGUCAGUUCGUUUCGGUCUCGGUCGUCGUCGGACGGUGAAUGAGGUUUCAGUUUUUCGGGCUAAAAUCAAUCCGCGAGUGAAAUUUUUUUAUUGUGUGUGACCAAAAGAAAGUUUUGACAACUCUCUUCCGGAAACCGAGGAAUCUCUGCCUCCAUCGUUGUUGGCGGAACCCGGCCCAGCGCACCUUGCAGAACUCAACAACUUGACGAAGCGUUUCGCUGAUCAACAGAACUGCACACACACAAAAUCAACCUCCUAACCAAGUCACAAACAGACAGAGCGGAACAGGACAAACUGAUCUACUGAACCAGCACCAACGCCGUCAACAUGUCCGCGAAAGCGAUACGCGAAGCCACCGGCAAGGACAUCAUCAGUCGACACCUCGCGGCCUCCGGUGAGCACGGGGCGGCCAAGUGCCGGUUCGCGUCCGUCGAUGAGACGACACAGUGGCCGCAGCUCGUGGCCGACCAUCCCUGGCUGGAGACUACCCCCCUCGUCGUCAAGCCGGACCAGCUGAUCAAGCGGCGCGGCAAGCUCGGCCUGAUCGCCGUCAACAAGAAGUUCCCCGAUGUGAAGAAGUGGGUGGACGAGCGCAUGGGCAAGGACCAGAAGGUGGGCAACGCGACCGGCAAGCUGCGCAACUUUAUCAUCGAGCCGUUCGUCCCGCACAAGGAUAACGAGGAGGCGUACGUGUGUAUUUACUCGCACCGGACGGCGGACACGAUCCUGUUCUACCACCAGGGUGGCGUGGAUAUUGGCGAUGUGGACGCGAAGGCACUUAAACUGGAGGUACCUGUUGGCACGGAUGUCACCGCUGAAAGCAUCGAGAAGGUGCUGCUGACCGAGGUGGCAGCCGGCAAGAAGAAGCGCAUCGCCAGCUUCGUGUACAAUUUGUACAAACUGUACGUAGAUCUGUACUUUACGUACCUGGAGAUCAAUCCGCUGGUGGUGACGGACAGUGCGAUCUACAUUCUGGAUCUGGCGGCCAAGGUCGAUGCGACGGCCGAUUUCAUUUGCCGUCCAAAGUGGGGCGAGAUUGACUACCCGCCGCCGUUCGGUCGGGACGCGUACCCGGAGGAGGCGUACAUUGCCGAUCUGGACGCGAAGAGUGGUGCCUCGUUGAAGUUGACGAUCCUCAACCGAAACGGGCGGAUAUGGACGAUGGUUGCGGGUGGUGGCGCCAGUGUGAUCUACUCGGACACGAUCUGCGACCUGGGUGGUGCCUCGGAACUGGCCAACUACGGCGAGUACAGCGGAGCACCGUCCGAACAGCAGACGUACGAGUACGCCAAGACCAUCCUGAGUCUGAUGACGAGCAGUCCGAAGCACAAGGACGGCAAGGUGCUGAUCACCGGUGGAGGCAUUGCCAACUUCACCAACGUGGCUGCGACCUUCAGCGGUAUUAUCACGGCACUGCGCGAGUUCCAACAGCGGCUGAUCGAACACAACGUCUCGAUCUUCGUACGUCGCGCCGGUCCCAACUACCAAGAAGGUUUGCGCAAGAUGCGCGAAAUCGGCAGCACUCUGGGCAUCCCCCUCUACGUGUUUGGUCCGGAAACCCAUAUGACCGCCAUCUGCGGCAUGGCCCUCGGCCGAAAGGCCAUCCCCAAGAGCUGCAACGUGCACUUUGCCACUGCAAACUUUUUGCUCCCCGGCGGACAACAAGCGGCGGACGCCGCCAAGAAGGCCUCCGGAGCCGGUAGCAGCAAUGACGCCGUCAACGUGGCCACGCCAACGACACCGACGGUUGCAGCUCCGGCCACGACACCCACCGCAACAACACCCACAUCAUCGGCCAACAACGGUAGUAACGGAGCAUCGGGAACGUCGUCGGUGAAGUAUGCCCACGCCAAGGUCGGUUCCGGCGAGUACCAGCGGAUGUUCAGCAAGGGCACCAAGGCGCUCGUCUGGGGCAUGCAGACGCGGGCCGUCCAGUCCAUGCUGGACUUUGACUUUAUCUGUCGCCGCGACGAACCUUCGGUGGUCGCCAUGGUGUACCCCUUCACCGGGUAUCACAAGCAAAAGUUCUACUGGGGCCACAAGGAGGUGCUGAUUCCGGUCUACUCCAAGAUGUCCGACGCGAUCAACAAGCACAAGGAGGCGGACGUGCUGGUCAACUUUGCGUCGCUCCGUUCGGCGUACGACAGUUCGGUCGAGGUGCUGGACUACCCGCAGAUCCGUACGAUUGCGAUUAUCGCGGAGGGCAUUCCGGAGAAUCUGACCCGCAAGCUGAACGUGGCCGCUCGGUCGAAGAACGUUUCGAUCAUCGGGCCGGCGACGGUUGGUGGGGUUAAGCCUGGGUGCUUCAAGAUCGGGAAUACUGGGGGGAUGUUGGACAACAUUUUGCACUCGAAGCUGUACCGGCCGGGAAGUGUGGCUUACGUGUCGCGAUCGGGUGGAAUGUCCAACGAGUUGAACAAUAUAAUUUCGUUGACGACGGACGGCGUGUUUGAGGGUGUGGCCAUUGGCGGGGAUCGUUACCCGGGGACGACAUUUAUGGAUCACAUUCUGCGGUACCAGGCCGAUCCGGACGCGAAGAUGCUGGUGCUGUUGGGUGAGGUCGGUGGCGUUGAGGAGUACGAGGUGUGCGAGGCGCUUCAGGAUGGUCGUAUUACGAAGCCGUUGAUCGCGUGGUGCAUUGGAACGUGCGCUGGGAUGUUUACGUCGGAGGUUCAGUUUGGUCACGCUGGGUCGUGCGCCAACUCGGACCGCGAGACGGCUACGGCCAAGAACAAGUCGCUGGCGGCGGCCGGAGCGCACGUUCCGGACUCGUUCGACACGCUGGGUGAUUUGAUUGGCUCGGUUUAUGGCGAUUUGGUCAAGAGCGGGGUGAUCGUGCCGGCCGAGGAGGUUCCGCCGCCGACGGUUCCGAUGGAUUACUCGUGGGCGCGCGAGCUGGGUCUGAUCCGUAAGCCGGCCUCGUUCAUGACGUCGAUCUGUGACGAGCGUGGACAGGAGCUGCUGUACGCCGGCAUGCCGAUCAGUGACGUGCUGCAGAAGAACGUCGGCAUUGGGGGUGUGGUGUCACUGCUGUGGUUCCAGCGCUGCCUGCCGCCGUACGUGUGCAAGUUCUUCGAGAUGUGUCUGAUGGUGACUGCGGACCACGGGCCUGCCGUGUCCGGUGCUCACAACACGAUCGUGUGCGCUCGCGCCGGCAAGGAUCUGGUUUCGUCCGUUGUCAGCGGACUGUUGACCAUCGGUGACCGCUUCGGAGGCGCGCUGGACGGUGCCGCCAAGCAGUUCUCGGAGGCGUACGACUCGAACCUGCACCCGAUGGAGUUUGUCAACAGCAUGAGGAAGAAGGGUCAACUGAUCAUGGGCAUCGGACAUCGCGUCAAGUCGAUCAACAACCCGGACAUUCGCGUCAAGAUCAUCAAGGAGUUUGUGAUGGAGAACUUCCCGGCCAAGCCGCUGCUCGAGUACGCGCUCGAGGUCGAGAAGAUCACGACGAGCAAAAAGCCGAACCUGAUCCUGAACGUGGACGGCGUGAUCGCGACCAGCUUCGUCGACAUGCUGCGAAACUGCGGCUCGUUCACCAGCGAGGAGGCCCAGGAGUACAUCAACAUUGGCGCCAUCAACUCGCUGUUUGUGCUGGGCCGCAGCGUCGGCUUCAUCGGCCACUACAUGGACCAGAAGCGCCUGAAGCAGGGCCUGUACCGCCACCCGUGGGAUGACAUUUCGUACGUGCUGCCGGAGCAGUACAACUAAGCUGCGAGCUGCUGAACUAACCAACGUAAACGGGGUCGAAAAGGCUGAACCUGAUAAAGCACAACAAGUUUAGUGAGAGGUUUGUUUUUCAUCGAAUGCAAUUUAUUUGGGGAAAAACACUAGGAGAGAAGAGAGAAAAAAUGCAAGCAGAAUCUCGGCGAAGGAAAAAUUGCGACAAAAAAAGAUGGACUAGAUUAUAGUGAUGAAAAGAUUUCCUACACAAACAAACAAACAAAAAAAAAGGCAAAAUGCACAUCCAACUCAUUCCAUACGAUAGUUUCUGUUUUGUGCGAGCGCGCGAGAGUCCCGUUUUACCCCGUUUAUCUAUCUAUCUUUACUUCAUUCCCACCAAACCCCCCGCUUUUUCCAAUUCCUUCUCGCGGUUUAUCGAACCUGAUAAAUAUGCAUUUAAAACUCUUUCCCUUCCUUUGAUCUAAUCAAACAAAAACUUUACAGACUCUUUCAUUACAAACAAACAAAAAUAUGGUGAGCGAAACAAAAGAAGAGUAAAACAACAGGAUCGCCAUACAAAACAAUCGCAUGAAGAUAUAAGAGAGAGAGACGAACAGAAGAUAAUCUAGACAAACAAACAUUCAACGGAGUGGAAAUUAUUUAAAUUCAAAUCAAACCUAAGUUAUUUUCUCUUAUUUGCUAAGCAUCAUUAUUAGGAGCGUUUUUUGAGGAAGAGCACAGACAAAAUGCAAAAUCGGCAAAGUUUAUAGUUUCUAGCAAAGGGGAUCUCUGUGUGGAAAGGAAAAAGCGAAAAAAAAUCGAAGAGAUCCGUACAAGUUUCGUUCAUUUAGGUUAGACACUAUUUUCCUCCCCCCUCUAUUUAGUUUUGUGGUUUCUUUUUUUCCUUUACACUUUCACACUUUUUCCGUUCAUUCAUUUCGCGUUAGGAGGAAACUAAUAAUUUUUGUUUAUUUUUUUUUUGCGCUAAUUUUAGUAGACGAAUUAGUUUUGUACUAAAGAUUGUCCCAAACCCUAGACUCGGCAGGAUGUAUCAUUGAUUUAAACUGUUUUUGUUUUGUAAGCGAAAAUCAUUGAUUUUUACAGUUUUAUUGUAAUAAACUGAUGAACAUUCUUCUUCGAACAA